Cynara cardunculus var. scolymus (artichoke) is the source of this 747-nucleotide messenger RNA. RefSeq names its product protein FAM32A-like. Gene Ontology annotation, cellular component: nucleolus. The transcript has 3 exons. The coding region runs from base 172 to 564 and encodes 130 amino acids. The record is from RefSeq and is a predicted model, not a curated record. Lineage: Eukaryota; Viridiplantae; Streptophyta; Magnoliopsida; Asterales; Asteraceae.
UCUCUGUUUUGCAUAGAACAAUCGAGAUUUGCCCUCCUCGCAGUUUCGCCGGCGGUGUUUCUCCGACAACUUCCGCAUUCUAGUAACGAUUUCGGCUUCCGUGAAGGCAAUUCAUCGGUAUCUUCUUCACCGAUUCCUUCUCCCCCAUUUGAUUUCUCUCAUUAUGUGGAAAUGUCGGUAUACGAGAACGUUGUUGCAGGAAAGCUGAAAUUAAAGGGUAAAGCCCUUGAUGUGAAACCUGGUGGAAUCAAAAAGAAGAAGAAGAAGAAGAAGAUGAUGAUCAUAGAUAUAUCUGAUCAAAUAACUCAAACACUCGAGAAUGAGAUCUCUGAAGGUGGAACGAUUGAGGAAGAUCGAAAGGAUGGGAACAAAUCGAAAGGUGGUUGUUAUAUGGAUCAUCUGACUCCAGCAGAGAGACGUUACAUGGAACAGAGGCAGAAAAUAGACAUGCAGAAGAUGGCAAAGACAUCGAACAAGUCUCAUCGUGAUCGGAUUUCGGAGUUCAAUCAGUAUCUUGCGAACAUGAGUGAACACUAUGACAUUCCAAAAGUUGGUCCUGGCUAAGCCCUAACCCUAACCAACCGUGAACGAGUUGACUUGAGUUGAGUUGAGUUUUUAAUGUUUUGCAAGGACUGAUAAUCUGUAAAAGGGCAUAACAAUCUAUUUUAAUGGUCAAGGAUGUUAUUCUUAUCUAGUAAGAAAACUGUUAAUCGGUUAAUGCAUAUCAAAUAAGAAACACUUACAUAC